Molecule: messenger RNA, 850 nt
Organism: Anthonomus grandis grandis
Lineage: Eukaryota; Metazoa; Arthropoda; Insecta; Coleoptera; Curculionidae
Product: protein TSSC4
Exons: 3
Coding region: 77-709 (210 amino acids)
Source: RefSeq, a predicted model, not a curated record
AUAAAUCAGCUGGCAACUCAAAACAUUUGUAACUAAAUGUUAGUGUUUUUGGGGCUUGGACAAAUAUUUUAAAGAAAUGAGUAGUUUUAAUUUAAAUUCUGGUAAUACGGAGUUUAAUGACCGACAAAAAAAGGUUUUUGACCAAUUACUGGUGUUAGAAAAUAACCGAAAGAGUUUACCGUCAGAGGAAAGCAAUAGGAAUGACCAAAGACCCAACAGGGACAACAGAAGGGCCCAAAAAAGUGAAACUAAACACUUUAGGGGCAAAGAAAGUAUGUUUAAAAGACCGCAAAAUCCCGCACCUAGAAACUACAUCAACAAGAUACCAGACUUUAAAAAAAACCCUCAUAAGUGGACCAAAUAUUCCCUGGAGGACGUCCAGGAUGUCACAGAGGAAAGUAACACGAAAUCUGCCAUGGAUUUCUUAAAACAAUUGGCAGAAAGACGGAAAGCCGAACAAGGCAUAAUUGAAGAGCCAAAACUCACUGAACUUCCAAGCAAGAUUGUCUUUAAUACACAUAUAAAAACAAGAAAAGACACAGCACAGGAGGAUCAAGAUAAUAAAAUGUCAUUCUCAAGUUCAAAGCUCAUAAUGCCAGAGUAUGUUAUAGGACAAAAUGCCGUUAAGAAAAGCAAGAGUAGUAAGAAAAAUAAACCGGAGAAGGGAGUGGAACUGAAACUGGAUCAUUUAAGUUACGAGGAUGAAUAGUUUUAAGGCAAUUUUGUAUGUAUAUAGUUGUCACGAUAUAUGGCUUUAGAUUAAAAAUGUAAUAUUUAUAAUAUGAGUUAUAUGACGUAAUUAUGUUGUGAUUCAUGAAGAAAUUAAAAUAAAAAAAAGUUGGCUGAAGGA